Molecule: messenger RNA, 2049 nt
Organism: Neurospora crassa OR74A
Lineage: Eukaryota; Fungi; Ascomycota; Sordariomycetes; Sordariales; Sordariaceae
Exons: 4
Coding region: 1-2049 (682 amino acids)
Molecular function (GO): protein binding
Source: RefSeq, a predicted model, not a curated record
AUGAAGCCCUCCGAGUUCAUGACAAAGGCGCUUGGCCUACGCACAAUACACGAAGCUAUUCUAGAAGGAGAUCUCAAACGGGUUAAGCGGAUCCUUCACCAGGACAAGAGCGCCGUGAAUACUCAGACCAUCAGAGAUCAGGUCACCCCUUUGCACUUGGCUGUGCUUAAUGGUUCCCUCGCGACGGUCAAGCUGCUUCUGCUAUGGAAGGCUUCCUUUAGUAUCAAAGACAAGAAGGGAUACACCGCGCGACAGUACGCUCGUUCAGCAACUAUAAGGGCAAAGAAGUUGAAGCACUACGAGCGACUUGGCUGGCAGCCAGCCAAAAGGAGGAACAGAAAGGCUCGGUUCAUUUCCACCAUAUUUCGCGAACCGGAAGCCCUUCGCGCAAUACUUUCCGCGAAUGACCAUCCUCUCUCAGGAUCCACGAUUCUGACAGACGGGAAGAAGCUGACAAUUCUACAGAAGGUUGUCAUUACGAGUCUGACGUUUCCUGUCCAAAAUUCUACCUGUGGCUUCAUCGCGUCAUAUAUGUCGGCUGUCCCGCAGAUGAUGGCAGUAAGCGGAUGGAAAGGCGAGGGGCGGUCCUCCACCCAAGGGGUCCUUCCCAAUGAAACAAUGACAGCUUUGGUCAGAUAUGCAUGCAAUAUCAUGGGUUUCCGGCUCUACAUGCAACCAUACGAUUGCCCAGGAGCGAGUGUCGUGCCACCGGAGCAUGUUGGGAGGUAUAUGGCUUCACAUAUUGAGAAGCAAUUAUCAACAGCUUGGGUCCUGAAGCUGCUCCAGGACUUUCUCCAGACCAGUGAUUUAGCCCGCAUGGGUGAGCUGAAACACAUCAAGCUACCCACCGAGCGAUCCGAAGCGAAAAUAUUCUUGAAUCACAAUCCAUGUGGCAGUUGUUUGGGCUAUUUAGCCAAGAUUCGUCGGGUGACUGGCAUCACCUUUGCCGUUGAAACCAUUCCGUUCGCAGUCCCCGGAAGUCGAACCAAGUCUACGGUAUGCUCCAAUUGCGGCGACUGCAAUAUAACAGCUGUUUUGCAGCCAAUCCCGCCAUCGGGUGCCCGAAAUUCUGCACCUGCCGCCGAGGCAGAGACAGAUUUAGUCGAGAGAGACAACGAUUACGGAGAACUCUGCCGACAACAUGCGUUCGACGAGGAUGGACCCAUGGUCGACUCCGGAUCGCUGGUUAGCGUUGAAGAUAAUGAGCUUCAAGAUGAUCUCCCAGUAAAGCCGAGAGCCGACGACGAAGAUCAGGUGGAAAUGCAAGAAGAAUUUAUAGCCCCGAUCGAGCCGAAGACCGCCACCGAACCAACUCGCCGGCAGGUCGUUGCUUCUAGACGGCUCCAAGGAUUGCUAGGCACCUCUCCUCCGGGUCACUGGGAGGUGUUCCAAGGGCAAAAUUUCUGUGCCAAGCCGUUGAAGGGUGCAAGAAAACGGCUAGGGCUCAACGAAGAGGAAUUCAACCAAUUCCUCGAAGCACAGUCUCCUCGACGCUUUCUGGGAUCGCCAAGGGUUCCGUUGAGAUCAAUCAAAUUUCGCACAACUCAACCCACAGCUCGCCUAGAGGUACUUGGCAGCCCUCUUGCGGCGCCGAACGCACAGGGACGGUCUGGCCAAGCGGUGAGAGAAGAGCAUUUCGGCCGAGUAUACAGCCAGUCUCAGGGAAAGGAGGAAAGGCGUAGCCUGCUAGAAGGGAGCGACGGGGCCUGCAUCAUACAGAAAGGCAGCGAACAACCCAUUGACUCGACCCAGGCCACCACCAUUUCACGUAUUCAGGAGAGGAGCGUGUUCGCCAAAGUUGUCAGGCAGUGUCAGGAGAAUCGGCAGCAUCAACAGCAGGCAAACAGCCAACAGCGGGAUGAGCAUGAGCUACAGCAGCAAGAGUACGUGAAAGAGUCGAUGCAACAUGGUGGGCACCCUGUGACUUCAAAGGAAAGAUCCCCCGAUGAUACAGAGUCUCAACAAGUCUUGAGAUCGAUCGAGAGACCUGUCUCCGCUGCUCCAUCCAGGGACGGCCUUAGUCUUGAGACCCCGAUUUACCUGGAGUAG